AUGUUGAAAUGCCACAAUCUGGAAAAACAAAUAAAAACAGCCUUAUCCGCUCCCGGGGCAGCGAAGUGUCUCCACGCAUUAGCACACUGCACAUUUUCAGAGCGGUCUUGGCUUUUAAGAUAUGCUGCAAAGGGGGCAGGCCUGGCAGUUGCUCUGGGCUUGCUGUGCGCAAAAAAUGUGCGCGGAGCUUGCCAAACGGGGCCCAGCGAAGUAAAUGCAGAGGCGGCGAGCGCUCAAGACUUUGAUGGCAGCCUUGCCAUGCACGCCCACACUUUAGAGGCCUUUGGGGCGCAUUCGGGCAAUGCAGAAACGGAUGCAUCUUUUCUGAUAAAUAAUGCGCUGUCACAUGAGGAAGUAGCUGCAGUUUUUGACAGCAUAGAGAAAGAAGCUUUUCCCGAAUUCGCAGAGCCUGGUCUGGCUCUAGAACUUGUUUUGGAUUCUUUCUGGGAUAAUCAGCGCAAGCGGCCUGCAGAGACAAAUGCAAGCGCACAUCUAGAGAAAAGGCCUAAAACCCAGGCAAAAGGCCUUGAGCCAAGCGCCUUAACGUGUGCCGCGGAAAGCGCUUUGGAUCCAAGAGAACGCAAAGAAGGGGCGGGCGGUGCAGGGCUGCCGACGACCCCGGAGUACGUGGACACAUGGGACCAGGCGGGGCCUUCUAGCGUGGCCAUCAGCGCAGCGCAUAAAAGCGCCUUGUCUACAUGUGGAGACGCGCCAAAUGAUGCAUUGACGCGCCCGCCGACCAAAAGUGCAGUUCUAGGCAUCUACACGAGCCGCAGAGGCAAGGACCGCAUGGACGAGUAUAGAAGAUUUUUUUGUUCAGACGGCACUAUUUCAAAGCAGGCCGAGCUCUGUAAAAUGCAGUCUUGCGAGGUUCAAAUAGAUGCCCCCACAGAAGAGAUGGUAAAAAAGUGCAUAGAGGACAUCAAGGGGGUGUUAAGCAAGAUCGAUGAGUACAGCAGCGUGUGGAGCUUUCUCUAUUUAUAUCUUUUGGACAAAAAGCAGAUACUGGCCAGUCUAAAGAUUUUGAGCGUGUGCUACGAGUUUAACAGAAUACCAAAAAAGAUACUCACAGGGUACUAUACCGGGUUUUUUGACGACCUUUGUAGAUACAUGUGCGAAAAUGGCCCCAGAGAGUUUUUGAAGGCAUUCGGUGCUGCGCCUUCAUUUGGCCUUGGCGAGAAAAGAACGCUAGGAGACCAUUUUAUAAAGACACACAGGAGCGCCAACUUCAGUUCCCCUUUCAAUUCAACCCGAAUGAAGGAUUACAUCAUGUGCUUAGAAGGCUUUGAUGUUAUGCUGCGCUUCCCAGAGGUGCUGGACGACUUCAAAUAUGUCGACAAAGAUUCAUUUACAGAAACCAUAUCCCGGAUAUGCGCAGACACGCCAAGCCAUAGCUCUGCAUAUAAAAAAAGCGACGCCGUGAACAUAUUAAGAUAUCUGCAUGCAAAAGUGAACAUGGAUGAAAAAAUCAAGGAAAAUGGCUAUAAUCAGUGGGGAGACUGUAUUGAACGGCUUCUGGUAGAGAAAAGGAAAGCCCCUGGCUUCACUGCGGAGAGCAUAUAUAUGCAGGGAUAUGAUGCGCUUGUGCUAUUCUACAAGCACUGCCCAUGGACAUACAUGCGAAGAGACGCCAUUGAAGCGCGCGCCAGCCAUAGGUUCCUAGGCAAGUGUGCGUUUGUGCACGAAAAGUAUGUGCGGUGCUGCCUGGGCUUAACAAAGCUGGGUGAAAACAAUUAUUCGGCACAAAGUGAGAUGCUCGUCACAGUGUAUGGCUAUCCAGAUAUGGAGCCCCCUGCCGCGCACUACCAUGUGCAUUUUAUAGACAACCAUGCACAGACGUAUAGGAAAGUGUGCAUGCCUUUGUACACUGUGGACGAUCGUGCUGUAUGGCUGCAUACAGUGCAGAACAUUGUCAAACACGUGUCUGCUGUGUUUGAGCUAAAGGAGGACAGGGUGUAUCCUUUUCUGUAUAGCCGUGCGUCGGGCGCGUGGACGCUGGCUGCAGGGGAGGACCUGCUGAAAACCACAAAAAGCCACAGCAUAGAAAACGUUGUUGUGGUAUUCUACCACAUUCCGGAGGGCCUCAUUGACAACCACUUCACGUUUUCGGUGUUUGCAGACUUCAACCAGAAAAGGCUCUCAAAGGAAAAGAUAUACAUCCCGUUUUUCCUUUCGCCCCUGGUCAGAACAGCGCUUGUUUUAACGCCAUACACCGAAAAAGAUUCACUUUGCCACACAACUGUGUCUUUGGCCGACUUUGCAGAUGGCGGAGUGCGUCCGUCGGUUUACAUUUAUACAAGCGCUCCAGAAAACGCACGCUAUAUGAAGGGCAAGGGAGAAUACAAGCAUUUUAGAAAAACAUACAGCAAAAUGUGGAUAGACAGCCCAAACACCGUCCCGCUGUGCUGGAAGCUAGGAUAUAGAAUGGUUUAUGUCUCCGCGGAAAAAGCCAAAAUAUUCUGGUACACAAAGACGCAUGAGAACAAGGAGGUAUACAGCCACUACAUUCUAAGAAACACAGAAAGUACUUGGAGUUCCCUGAAAAAAAAAGAGCCCUUCGCAACUGACCAUCUUUUUUCCUUCUACCAAACUGAGAAGACACAUAAGUCGAUGCUAUUUCUGUUCUUUCAAUCGAAAAACAGCACUCUGUUUGAAACCAAGAAGCCUACAUUGAGCAUAUUUCAAGAGCUAGAAACAAUCCCCAUUAGCUGCGACUUUCUUCUUUUUGUUAUUCGCAGCCGGAACGUGUUUGACUACCAGCUUCGCGUGCACAAUCAACUUUUACAGUUUUUGUUUUACAAGCGGAAUUACUGUAGAGAAAGCGCAGCGUCCUAA
Messenger RNA from Nematocida major, 2835 nucleotides. RefSeq lists its product as uncharacterized. The record is from RefSeq and is a predicted model, not a curated record. The coding region runs from base 1 to 2835 and encodes 944 amino acids. NCBI's taxonomy places the organism in Eukaryota, Fungi, Microsporidia. The transcript has a single exon.